Molecule: messenger RNA, 3566 nt
Organism: Coffea arabica (coffee)
Lineage: Eukaryota; Viridiplantae; Streptophyta; Magnoliopsida; Gentianales; Rubiaceae
Source: RefSeq, a predicted model, not a curated record
AUGACUCAUUAUAGCCCAAUUACUUUUGGUUUUCACAAGCUACAUAUCAUCAUUCAUAGUGGGACAGAGGAGUUAAUACUGCAAGGAGGUGUAGCUAAAGCAGAACUCAAUUUGUUGCAGGACAAAGACUUGAGAGAGUACAUUAAUUACAAGGACAGUUGCUAUAAUAUAUCCCCAAUACCCCAAGGAAGAGAUCCAGGAUCUGAAAUGCAAGUAGAAGUUCAGGAGUUAUUAGUGAAGUUCCAAGAUGUAUUUGCUGUUCCAACAAACUUGCCUCCUAAGAGAAGCUUGGAUCAUUCUAUACCACUCAAACCAGAGGCUCAGGCUUUCAAAAUCAAGCCUUACAGGUACCCUCAUUCUCAAAAAUUUGAAAUAGAACGCCAAGUCAUGGAGAUGCUUGAUAGUGGAAUCAUUAGACAUAGUAAUAGUCCUUAUGCUUCACCUGUACUGCUAGUUAAGAAAAAAGUUGGAACAUGGCGUUUUUGUGUUAAUUAUAGACACUUAAACCGGCUGAUUAUUAAAGACAAGCAUCCAAUUUCCAAAAUUGAGGAGUUGAUAGCAAAGUUAUGUUGGAGACGAGAUAAAACCCAUGUUCUUUAUGGUGGCACUAAAAUUUUGCAGCAUACACCCGAUAAGACAUUUCAUAUGAAAACUCCUGAUGGUGGCUGCUUGGCUGUUGUUUUAAGAACGGGAUUUGAAACCAGCCAAGGAAAAUUGAUGCGGACUAUUCUAUUUUCUACUGAGAGGGUUACUGCUAACAGCUGGGAAAGCGGACUCUUUAUUUUAUUCUUAGUAGUUUUUGCAGUAAUUGCAGCAGGUUAUGUUCUUAAAAAGGGGCUUGAGGACCCGACAAGGAGUAGAUACAAGCUUGUCUUAAGUUGUUCCCUGAUCAUUACUUCUGUGAUUCCACCUGAGCUACCGAUGGAAUUAUCCAUAGCUGUUAAUACAUCUUUGAUUGCUUUAGCACGUCGUGGGAUAUUUUGCACAGAACCAUUUAGAAUUCCAUUUGCAGGGAAGGUUGAUAUGUGUUGCUUUGACAAAACUGGCACACUAACAUCUGAUGAUAUGGAAUUUUCUGGAGUUGGUGGACUAACUGAUCGUGAGGAAUUAGAGACAGAAAUGAGUAAAGUUCCAGGACGCACUCAGGAAAUUCUUGCUUCAUGUCAUGCCUUGGUUUUUGUGGACAACAAGCUGGUUGGUGAUCCUCUUGAAAAGGCUGCUCUUAAGGGAAUUGAUUGGACCUACAAAUCAGAUGAAAAGGCCAUUCCGAAGAAGGGUAGUGGAGAUGCAGUUCAGAUUGUGCAGAGGCACCACUUUGCUUCCUAUCUUAAAAGAAUGGCAGUUGUUGUUCGUGUUCAGGAGCAGUUUUUUGCUUUUGUGAAGGGAGCACCAGAAACCAUCCAGGAGAGGCUUAUUGAUGUACCUCCAUCUUAUGUCAAGACUUACAAAAAAUAUACACGUCAGGGAUCUCGUGUAUUGGCUCUCGCUUUUAAAUCUCUUCCAGAGAUGUCAGUUAGUGAAGUGAGAAGCUUGGACAGAGAUGUGGUGGAAAGUGGACUUAACUUUGCUGGCUUUGCGGUUUUCAACUGUCCUAUCAGAGGAGAUUCGGCCACUGUGUUGACUGAAUUGAAAGGAUCAUCACAUGAUCUGGUCAUGAUUACAGGUGAUCAAGCUUUGACAGCUUGCCAUGUUGCUAGUCAAGUUCAUAUUGUUACAAAACCUGCCCUAAUUCUCAGCCGAGCUAAGAGUGGUGAAGGAUACGAGUGGGUUUCACCUGAUGAGACUGAGGUUAUUAGCUACAGGGACAAUGAGGUUGAAGCUUUAUCAGAAACGCAUGAUUUAUGUGUUGGAGGUGACUGUGUGGAAAUGUUACAGCAGAGUUCUGCUGUUCAUAAAGUCAUUCCAUAUGUGAAGGUAUUUGCAAGGGUUGCUCCAGAGCAGAAGGAACUGAUUUUGACCACUUUUAAAUCAGUAGGAAGGGUAACAUUGAUGUGUGGUGAUGGGACAAAUGAUGUUGGCGCAUUAAAACAGGCUCAUGUUGGAGUAGCUCUACUGAAUGCAAUAGCCCCCACUCAAAGUGAAAAGUCUUCAAAUGAAGCAUCAGCAAAAGGUGAAAGUGCAAAACCUGCUAAAGCAAGGAAAAUUAAACCUGCAGUGGAAAAUGGAGAAGGAUCUUCGAAAAGCAAACCUAUCUCAAAGUCUGAAUCUUCUAGUAAUCAAGCUGUUAAUCGCCAUCUCACAGCUGCAGAGAUGCAAAAGCAGAAGCUGAAGAAACUCAUGGAUGAGCUAAAUGAAGACAGUGAUGGUCGAUCUGCUCCUAUCGUCAAGCUUGGGGAUGCUUCAAUGGCAUCGCCAUUUACAGCAAAACAUGCUUCAGUUGCCCCCACAACUGACAUAAUUCGUCAAGGCCGUAGUACGCUUGUGACUACCCUCCAAAUGUUCAAGAUACUUGGACUUAACUGCCUUGCCACCGCCUAUGUGUUGAGCGUAAUGUAUCUGGAUGGUGUCAAGUUGGGGGAUGUUCAGGCAACAAUUAGUGGGGUUUUCACAGCUGCAUUCUUCCUAUUUAUCUCUCAUGCUCGUCCCCUUCCAACCCUUUCAGCUGAACGGCCUCAUCCUAAUAUUUUCUGUGCCUAUGUCUUUCUUUCCCUGAUGGGACAGUUUGCGAUCCACCUCUUUUUCUUGAUUUCUUCUGUGAAAGAGGCUGAGAAGUACAUGCCAGAUGAGUGUAUUGAGCCAGACUCAGAUUUUCACCCCAAUCUUGUGAACACAGUUUCAUACAUGGUCAGCAUGAUACUACAGGUUGCUACAUUUGCUGUGAACUAUAUGGGCCAUCCAUUCAACCAGAGUAUACCAGAAAACAAGCCUUUCCUAUAUGCACUAGUGGCUGCUGUAGGCUUUUUCACAGUGAUUACCUCUGACUUGUUUAGGGACUUGAAUGACUGGCUCAAGUUAGUCCCCUUGCCCAAAGGAUUGAGGAAUAAGUUGCUGAUAUGGGCAGCUGUCAUGUUUAUAGUCUGCUAUAGCUGGGAAAGGCUAUUGAGGUGGGCAUUCCCUGGUAAGAUGCCUUCUUGGAAAAGGCGACAAAGGCAAGUUGCAGCAAACCUUGAGAAAAAGAAACGCGUCUGAGUUUGCAGGGCAUCCAAGUCUGCAGAAUUUUCAUCAGGAGUUUGAGCAUCUACAGGCAAGCAUUCUUAGGAGCUAUUUUUGACUUAGUGGAAAGCAAUGCCACCGUUCAGCUUUGGAGAAAUUUCAAGUAAUGUAUCAUUCAUACCUAUAUGUGCCUUACCCUGUGCGGAAGAUUUUUGACCCUUUUUCUUUCCAUACUCUUUAAUAGAUAUCUCAGAAGAACGAGAUAGGAAACUAUUCCUUCAUUUUUAUGUUUAGAAGGAAAACGAAUCUCCAUUAUUAUCCAAAGAAUUUUGUACCAAGAUGCCGUAUAUUGUUUGGUUAUCCAGCCUUUCCGAACUUGUUUCAACUGAAGGUUGUCUCGUUUAUACUGGAAAACAGUUCUUCCUUGUGCAGGCACUUGUAUCCUUUUUUUAAAAAAAAAUUUAUUUCAGGGU